CGCGCCCUUCCUUCCUGUCGUGGUGGGCAGGGUCGCCUGUGUUGACAAACAUUUAUUGUCCUACUAGGGCGGAGAUUUAUUCAUCUUGCGAGUCAAAAAUCUGCUAAAUAAACGCUUUAUUAAAUAUAUAGGCAUACACACGAAAGGAUUAUUGUUUGGUAUUAAAUGCAAGAAUGGGUUGCUGCCUGACUGUUGGACCAAAUGAAGCGCUCGUUGUGUCAGGUGCCUGUUGUGGUUCAGAUGAAAAGACAUAUGUGGUGGGAGGCUGGGCGUGGGCAUGGUGGUUUAUAUCAGACACACAGAGAAUUACACUAGAGAUAAUGACACUACAGCCUAAGUGUGAAGACGUGGAGACAGCGGAGGGAGUCGCUAUUACAGUGACAGGAGUUGCUCAAGUCAAGGUUAUGACCGACAAAGACUUGCUGGCAGUUGCCUGUGAGCAGUUUCUGGGAAAGUCUGUCAUGGAAAUCAAGGCUGUGGUCCUGCAAACCCUGGAGGGACAUUUACGUUCUAUCUUAGGCACUUUGACAGUGGAGCAGAUCUACCAGGACAGAGAUGAGUUCGCUCGGCUGGUGAGGGAGGUGGCAGCUCCUGAUGUGGGCCGGAUGGGGAUUGAGAUCCUCAGCUUCACUAUAAAAGAUGUCUAUGAUAAGCUGGACUACCUGAGCUCUCUUGGAAAAACUCAGACAGCGGCUGUACAAAGGGACGCUGACAUCGGAGUGGCCGAGGCAGAGAGGGAUGCUGGGAUUAGAGAAGCUGAGUGCAAGAAAGAAAUGAUGGAUGUGAAGUUUUUGGCCGACACUAAAAUGGCUGACUCCAAGCGAGAGCUGGAACUGCAGAAAGCUGCUUUCAAUCAAGAAGUGAACACUAAGAAAGCAGAGUCUCAGCUGGCCUAUGAACUACAGGCAGCUAAAGAGCAGCAGAAGAUCAGAUUGGAGGAGAUCGAAAUCGAGGUUGUGCAGAGGAAAAAGCAGAUCUCCAUUGAGGAGAAAGAAAUUGAGAGGACAGAGAAGGAGCUGAUUUCAACGGUCAAGCGUCCUGCUGAAGCAGAGGCUUACAAGAUGCAGCAGCUGGCAGAAGGACAGAAGAUGAAGAAAGUGCUGACUGCUCAGGCUGAGGCAGAGAAGAUCAGGAAGAUCGGAGAGGCAGAGGCCAUCUCUAUCGAAUCCGUGGGGAAGGCCGAGGCCGAGAGUAUGAGGCUGAAGGCAGAAGCCUACCAGCAGUACGGAGACGCCGCCAAGACUGCGCUUGUCCUGGAAGCACUUCCCAAGAUCGCUGGAAAGGUAGCAGCGCCUCUGGCCAAGACCAAUGAGAUUGUUAUUCUGAGUGGGGAUGGCAGCCGCGUGACCGGGGAGGUGAACCGUCUCCUCGCUGAGCUACCGGUGUCUGUUAAUGCACUCACGGGUGUGGACCUGUCCAAGAUCCCUCUGUUGCAGAAGAUGACAGGUGCUUAAGCAGGAAGUCAAUCAGUUCCGUCUCCUUCAUGAUAUGUUGUAUGCACUCACAGAAACUGCCUUUAGAAGACUUGGAAAUCUUUUUUUAUUAUUUUUAUUAUUAUUAUUAUUAUUAUUAUUGUUAUUAAAAAAAAAAGUAGAUUUUUGAUACCUCUGGUGCCUUAAUGUUUUUUAUAGGACCAGAAUAUCUGCAUGCACUGCUGCUCCCACAUUCCUCAGUUCACUUGUUGCUGGAGUCAUUUUACAUCACACACACGUCAGAGACCACUAGAACAAUUAGUACUGUUUUUUGUUUUGUUAUAGAUUUCUGUAGUGUCAGCAUACAAAACUCUACCUAUCACACUUUUCUUUACUGUUUUAUACACUUUUAUCUCUACAAUACUAAGACACUUUAACACUCAAUGGUGAGUCAGCUUUAGUUUUGAUUACAAUCAAAUCUUUGUAUCCAUCCAAAGUCAAGCACUACUUCUUCAUUCAUAUUAAAGCAUAUUUCUAUCUACAAA
Molecule: messenger RNA, 1957 nt
Organism: Carassius carassius (crucian carp)
Lineage: Eukaryota; Metazoa; Chordata; Actinopteri; Cypriniformes; Cyprinidae
Gene: flot2b
Product: flotillin 2b
Exons: 11
Coding region: 174-1454 (426 amino acids)
Biological process (GO): protein localization to plasma membrane; regulation of myoblast differentiation
Cellular component (GO): plasma membrane
Source: RefSeq, a predicted model, not a curated record